Molecule: messenger RNA, 589 nt
Organism: Zeugodacus cucurbitae (melon fly)
Lineage: Eukaryota; Metazoa; Arthropoda; Insecta; Diptera; Tephritidae
Exons: 2
Coding region: 79-405 (108 amino acids)
Source: RefSeq, a predicted model, not a curated record
GCAUAUUUUCCGAUCAGUAUUUGAUGUGCUUCAGCCAAUAUCUGCAACGCACUCAACGACUGACUUUAACAGUGGAAUAUGCAAAAAUCAGCGUGUCCAUAUUGGAGCCGAGGUCUGAAGCUUGGCAUUAUAUUUCUCGUUUGUUGGGCAAUUGUAAUACUUUGUGAGUUGUCCAAUCAUUAUCUCAUACCGACGCCGUUGUCUGUAUUUCAUGAAGAUAUGCUGCCAACAGUUCUAUCACAAAACAAUGCGGUAGUUUUCGCAAAAAGUGUGGAAGCUACUACACUUCGGCAGUUUACUGAGGACCAAAAUAUUACAUUAGAACAAGAAAGUGUGACUCAAGUCAAUAGUACGUCAGCAGUGAAAGGUUUACUAAACAUACUGAAUAGCACACAAGUUAAUUAAAAGUUAGCAGUAUCAAUAUAACGAAGAAAAUUACUACAGAUGUGGACCUACAUAUAUGGGCGAUAAGGAAACUGUUUCGAGUGGCAUUAUGCUUAGUACAAUACGACUGACGGGUAAUAAUGUAGAAAUAAUGAUGAAAGUAUGAUACUUCUGUGAUUUUUUCAAUAAAGUAGUAUUUUUUAUA